Messenger RNA from Papaver somniferum (opium poppy), 3257 nucleotides. Its product is annotated as probably inactive leucine-rich repeat receptor-like protein kinase At3g28040. Gene Ontology annotation, molecular function: ATP binding; protein binding; protein kinase activity. The coding region runs from base 206 to 3175 and encodes 989 amino acids. The transcript has 2 exons. Gene Ontology annotation, biological process: protein phosphorylation. Lineage: Eukaryota; Viridiplantae; Streptophyta; Magnoliopsida; Ranunculales; Papaveraceae. The record is from RefSeq and is a predicted model, not a curated record.
UCGCUAGUGGUCACAGAUUCACAGUUAUUCUUGAACAAGUACAGUACAAACAGUAUGUAAUAUUUAACGGCCAUCACAACUAGAAUUAUUUGGUUACCGUGUCUUCUUGUUGUAGGACUAUUAGUAGUAUAUACUUAUUAUCACUUCACUGCUGUUCUUCAUCCAUUCAUGGCAGGAUAACACACACAGAGUGAGAGCGAGCAAAAUGAAGUUACCUGCUGCAAUGGGUCUGCAACUGUUCUUCAUCUCAUUUACAUUAAUGGCUUUAUUGCAACAAUCAACAAGUUAUAACAGUGAAGUCUCAUUAAAACUCAAUGAUGAUGUAUUGGGUUUAAUAGUACUCAAAUCAGAUCUCCAUGACCCAUUUUCAAAUCUUAUAUCUUGGAAUGAAGAUGAUGUGAACCCAUGUUCAUGGAACUACAUUAAAUGUGAUGAUUCAACAAAUAGUAAAGUCAUUGGUGUCUCAUUAGAUAACUUAGGGUUAUCAGGAAAGUUGAAUAGAGGAUUAGAGAAGUUGGAGAAUUUGCAAUCUCUAUCUCUAGCUCAUAAUAACUUCACUGGUAAUAUUAGUCCUCAACUUUCUCAUAUUGCUUCUCUUCAAAAUCUUGAUCUUAGUAAUAACAAGUUUUCUGGGAGAAUUCCUGCGGAGUUCAAUCUGAGUUCAUUCAAGUUUCUUGAUUUUUCGGGUAAUUCGUUAACCGGGGAAAUCCCGGAUGCUUUGUUUCAAAAUGGUUGUCUUUCUUUGAAUUACAUUUCAUUGAGUGAUAAUCUUCUUGAAGGUUUAAUUCCUUACUCUCUUCAAAAAUGUGUGUCCUUGGCGAAUCUCAAUUUCUCCAACAAUCAUCUCUCUGGUAGUGUGGAGUUUGCUAAUGGGAUUUGGAUGCUGAAGAAGUUGAGAACAUUAGAUCUUUCAAACAAUGGAUUUUCAGGGUUCAUCCCGAAUGGUGUUUAUGUUCUUCACAUCUUGAAAGAAGUGCAUUUGCAGGGAAAUCAGUUCUCUGGUUCUUUACCUGGAGAUUUCGGGUUAUGUCCACAUUUAACUCAUUUGGAUUUCAGCAAUAAUCUCUUCACUGGAGGUGUUCCAACCUUACUUCAAAGGCUCAAAUCUGCUACAUUUUUCAGCUUAUCGAAUAAUAAGCUAACGGGCGGUUUCCCGAAGUGGAUUAGUAACAUGUACAGCCUUCAAUACUUGGAUUUUUCCAGCAAUGCUUUCAGUGGAAACAUACCUGCGUCGUUGGGUGAUCUUCAAUCGCUGAAUUACUUGAGUUUAUCAGAUAAUCAACUUUCUGGGAGCAUUCCGAAGAGUCUGUUUGAGCUGGGAUUGACGGAAGUCUACUUGUCGCGGAACAAAUUAACUGGUUCAAUUCCACCUGGUUCAAGCCGAAUGUUCGAUUCUAUUCUAGCACUGGAUCUUUCGCAGAACAAGUUAACAGGAGUUAUUCCUGUUGAGAUUGGUCUAUCUUCACAUUUGCAGUACUUGAACAUGUCUUGGAAUGAGCUUCAUUCAACAUUGGCUCUUAAACAAGGUUACUUUCCCGAUUUAUCCAUGUUGGACCUGCGUAACAAUGCGUUAUAUGGGUCAAUUCCUGAAGAGUUAUGUCAAUCCAAAAAUUUAGCCAUCCUGCAGCUGGAUGGAAACUCUAUGACAGGUUCAAUACCUGAAGAAAUUGGGAAUUGUUCGUCGCUCUACUUGCUGAGCUUGUCAAACAAUAGCUUGCAGGGUUCAAUUCCAAAGACGUUGUCGAAGCUGAAGAAGCUUGCAGUUCUCAACUUGGAACUAAACGAAUUAACCGGUGAAAUUCCACAAGAGCUCGGGGGCUUAGACAAUCUUGUUGCAGUGAAUGUUUCAUAUAACAGGCUUACUGGAAGGCUUCCUACCGGUGGAAUUUUCACGAAUCUAGGGAGAAGUUCACUGCAAGGUAACUUGGGAAUAUGUUCACCACUGUUGAAGGGACCUUGUAGGAUGAAUGUCUCAAAGCCAUUAGUCCUUGACCCAAAUUCUUACAACAAUCAAAUGGGUGGUGCUGGUAACUCGAGACCAAGAUUUUCUGAGUCUGCACAAUCCCGGCAACAUAGAUUCUUCAGUGUUUCUGCCAUAAUUGCGAUAUCCGCUGCUCUACUGAUUAUUCUUGGUGUUGUUGUGAUAACUCUACUUAAUGUUUCUAUGAGAAGAAGGCUAGCAUUUGUUGAUACUGCGCUGGAAAGUAUGUGCUCAAGUUCUCAAGCAUCAGAUAUUAGUUCAGCUGGUAAACUUGUUCUGUUCGACUCGAAAUCAUCUGAAGACUGGGACCAUAAUGCUGAAACACUACUUAACAAAGCUUCUGAGAUCGGAAGAGGAGUGUUUGGGACAGUUUACAAGGCUUCAAUAGGUGGACAAGGAAGGAGUGUGGCCAUAAAGAAGCUGGUGACAUCAAAUAUACUUCAAAAUCCAGAAGAUUUCGAUAGAGAAGUUCGAAUUUUAGGAAAAAUGAAGCACCCAAACCUGAUGACAGUGAAGGGUUAUUAUUGGACACCUCGCUUGCAGCUUCUGAUAGCUGAUUACGCUCCAAACGGAAGCUUGCACUCGAAACUUCAUGAGAGAUCUCCAUCUAGUCCUUGUCUAUCAUGGGCCAAUAGAUUCAAGAUUGCUCUAGGAACUGCAAAGGGACUUGCUCACCUGCAUGAAGCUUUCCAUCAGCCGCUAAUACACUACAAUGUGAAACCGAGCAACAUCUUGCUGGACGAGAAUUACAAUGCAAAACUAUCAGAUUUUGGACUAGCAAGAUUACUUACAAAGCUCGAUAAGCACGUAAUAAGUAGUAGAUUUCAGAGUGCAUUAGGCUACGUGGCGCCAGAGUUAGCCUGUCAAAGCAUAAGAAUCAAUGAGAAAAGCGACAUUUAUGGAUUUGGUGUGAUGAUUUUAGAGCUUGUGACAGGGAGAAGACCAGUAGAGUACGGAGAAGAUGACGUAGUAGUGCUCAGUGACCAUGUUAGAGUUCUUCUUGAACAAGGGAAUAUGCUGGACUGCGUUGAUCCGAGUAUGAAUGAGUAUCCAGAGGAAGAAGUCUUGCCAGUUCUCAAAUUGGGUUUAGUUUGCACAUCUCAGAUACCUUCUAGCAGACCAUCAAUGUCAGAUGUGGUGCAAAUAUUACAAGUUAUUAAGACCCCAAUCCCACAGCACAUGGAAGCAUUCUGAGGAAAACAAACCAAGAGCUGUAGUAACAAUGUGUUAUUAAAAAGCUGUCUAAUUUUUUUGUAUCUUACUGUAAUGCAUUCGC